GCUGAAACCUAACAAGCGCCAGCUAAACUCCGUCAUUCACUGCCACGACACAAACCCCACAGUCUCCCUGUUCUUCUUGCUCAAACCACCGAGACCUGUCAACUGAGAAAUCGAAACAUUACUAUCGCAACGUCCAAACCCACCGGACCGGCGUCAUGGCAGCGACAGUCGAAGUAUCGCCGCCAGCGCCUCCACUACCGACGAAACACGUGCCAAACGAUGCGCAUACGCCGACUUGUCCUUCGUGUGGCAGCAGUAUAGCCAUGACAGAGCUCCAAGACGCGAGGCAAAGGAUAGACGAGCUCGAGGCACAAAUGGAGCGCUUAAAGGAGAAAGCAACCGCAGCUGUGGACAGGUGCGCCGACUACGAAGACCAGAUACGCAGCCUCCAAGCAACCCCCCACAACGCCCCUAGGCUGCCCCGUACCCAAACCUCGCAAUCCGACAUCGUCAACGCAACGUCUCGCCCCUCCGUCGACGCCGAUCCCCCACGUCCCACAACGUCAAGCUCCACAAAGGCCUCCCGUUUCUCUUUCAUCACAAGCCGCUUCCCGUCGCCCGCCAAUGCGACAUCUAUGCCUCCGCCUCCGCCACCCAAAGAAGCAUCCAGCGCUCCGCCCGUCGACUAUACACUACUGAAUGAGCUGGAGCGCGAGCGUGCCCUACGCGCCAAGGCCGAAGCACGCGUACAGACGGUGGAUUCGGAGAUUGAAGAGCUGAGCGUUCAGCUUUUCAGUCAGGCAAACGAAAUGGUUGCCGAAGAGAGACGGGCGAGAGCCAAGUUGGAAGAGAGGGUUGAGACUCUGGAACGCAGGGACAGGGAGAAGAUGGGGAGGCUGGAUCGUCUGGAGAAGGCUGUGAGCAGGGUGGAGAGAGUCAAGGCGCUGCUGGGCGACAAGGAAGACAUGAAGAGACAGACGAUUGACAGCGGGUUGCUAUCACCGCCGGCUAGGAGGUAAAGACAUGCGCCUUUGGUGGUGGUGCCAGUGGUGUCGUUAUUGUUGUUGUUGCUGUUAUUGUUGUUCUUCCGUGUCAUUUGCCAUGAUACCCAUUUAGUUUUAUCCUCUGCAGUUUAGCAUAGCGUUCGGCGUGGCUGCUAUCAUCCAUGGUCUAUUUUAGCGUCUGGCGUUGGUAUCGGUAUCUGGAUAGGAGGAAGAUUCUCUGACUCAUGACCAAUAAUAUCAGCUUGUUCUGGUUGUGGCAUUAACCACUAUAAGCCUAAUAUGAUUUCGAUGGGCUCCGGUUCAGGACGUUGUAGUUUGGUCCACAUGCUCUUGGUUCAUAUGAACAUCACAUCUCUGGUCCGCCA
This is a messenger RNA of Alternaria alternata, 1309 nucleotides long. RefSeq lists its product as hypothetical. The record is from RefSeq and is a predicted model, not a curated record. NCBI's taxonomy places the organism in Eukaryota, Fungi, Ascomycota, Dothideomycetes, Pleosporales, Pleosporaceae. The coding region runs from base 156 to 959 and encodes 267 amino acids. The transcript is spliced from 2 exons. Gene Ontology annotation, biological process: exocytosis. Gene Ontology annotation, cellular component: cell tip; Golgi to plasma membrane transport vesicle. Gene Ontology annotation, molecular function: guanyl-nucleotide exchange factor activity.